Messenger RNA from Phyllopteryx taeniolatus (common seadragon), 6417 nucleotides. RefSeq names its product myosin heavy chain, fast skeletal muscle-like. Gene Ontology annotation, molecular function: ATP binding; actin filament binding; cytoskeletal motor activity. The transcript has 39 exons. Gene Ontology annotation, cellular component: myosin complex. The record is from RefSeq and is a predicted model, not a curated record. The coding region runs from base 154 to 5970 and encodes 1938 amino acids. Lineage: Eukaryota; Metazoa; Chordata; Actinopteri; Syngnathiformes; Syngnathidae.
CCUCAUUAAAUCACAUGCCAAAGUAAUCGCUCUCUACCCGCCACAUGGCUUUGACCUAAAUAUAGGUGUUGGAGACCUUAUAAAAGACUUUAGCGCCAAUGUCGUUUGCAUUUUUCAGCUGAGACUCCUGCUGCGUAAACUGCAAAGGUGAAUAUGGAUGCUGAAAUGGCUGUGUUUGGGGAGGCGGCCCCUUACCUCAGGCGACCUGAACGGGAGCGGAUCGAGGCCCAGAAUCGGCCCUUUGACGCCAAAACCUCAGUGUAUGUGGUGGAUCCGAAAGAGCUCUUUGUUAAAGGCACAAUACAGAGCAAAGAUAAGGGGAAAGUGACUGUAAAAACAGAUGCGGGAAAGGUUGUCAUGGUGACGGAUGACGAAGUGUUCCCUAUGAAUCCGCCCAAGUUUGACAAAAUUGAGGACAUGGCCAUGAUGACCCACCUCAACGAGGCUGCCGUGCUGUACAACCUCAAAGAGCGUUAUGCAGCAUGGAUGAUUUAUACCUAUUCUGGACUCUUCUGUGUCACUGUGAAUCCGUACAAGGGGCUCCCAGUGUACAACCAAGAAGUGGUGGUGGCCUACAGGGGCAAAAAGCGCCAAGAGGCGCCACCACACAUUUUUUCCAUUUCUGACAAUGCCUAUCAGUUCAUGCUCACUGAUAGAGAAAACCAGUCCAUCCUUAUCACUGGAGAAUCCGGUGCAGGGAAGACAGUCAACACCAAGCGCGUCAUCCAGUACUUUGCAACAAUUGCAGGGUCAGGGGACAAAAAGAAAGACUCUGGUGCCACUGGCAAGUUACAGGGAAAUCUGGAGGACCAGAUCAUCUCUGCUAACCCUCUGCUUGAGGCUUUUGGAAAUGCCAAGACUGUCAGAAAUGAUAACUCUUCACGUUUUGGCAAAUUCAUAAGAAUUCACUUUGGUACAACAGGAAAAUUGGCCUCCGCUGAUAUUGAAACAUAUUUGUUGGAAAAAUCCAGAGUUACGUUCCAGCUGUCUGCAGAAAGGAGCUACCAUAUAUUCUACCAGAUCAUGUCCAACAAAAAGCCUGAGCUCAUCGAGGCUCUGCUUAUUACCACCAACCCGUACGACUACCCAUUUGUCAGUCAGGGGGAGAUCAGUGUAGCCAGCAUCAAUGAUAGUGACGAGCUGAUGGCUACAGAUAGUGCCAUAGACACCCUUGGCUUCAGUGGAGAGGAGCGGAUCGGCAUUUACAAGCUAACGGGUGCUGUGAUGCAUUAUGGGAACAUGAAGUUCAAGCAGAAGCAAAGAGAAGAACAAGCAGAGCCAGAUGGAACAGAGGUGGCUGACAAAGCAGCUUAUCUGAUGGGUCAGAACUCUGCAGACCUAUUGAAAGCGCUGUGUUAUCCCAGAGUGAAGGUGGGGAAUGAAUAUGUAACCAAAGGACAGACUGUGCAACAGGUCUCCAAUUCCAUCGGUGCUUUGGCUAAAUCAGUCUACGAGAAGAUGUUUCUCUGGAUGGUCAUCCGCAUCAAUCAAAUGUUGGACACCAAGCAGCCACGUCAGUUCUUUAUUGGCGUUUUGGAUAUUGCUGGCUUUGAGAUCUUCGACUACAACAGUCUGGAACAGCUGUGUAUCAAUUUCACCAAUGAGAAACUGCAACAGUUUUUUAACCAUCACAUGUUCGUGUUGGAGCAAGAAGAGUAUAAGAAAGAGGGCAUUGAGUGGGAGUUCAUUGACUUUGGGAUGGAUCUGGCUGCUUGUAUAGAGCUAAUUGAAAAGCCAAUGGGCAUCUUUUCUAUCCUUGAAGAGGAAUGCAUGUUCCCCAAGGCGUCAGAUGCCACCUUCAAAAACAAACUGUAUGACCAGCAUCUUGGAAAAUCAAACAACUUUCAGAAGCCCAAGCCUGUGAAAGGCAAGGCCGAGGCUCACUUCUCUCUGGUGCACUAUGCUGGCACUGUGGACUACAGCAUCACAGGCUGGUUAGACAAAAACAAGGACCCUCUCAAUGAAACUGUAGUCCAGCUGUUCCAGAAGGCAGGCCUGAAAUUAUUGGCAUUUCUCUACAGCAGUUAUUCUUCAUCAGAUGAUAACUCUGCUGGAGGAAGUGCCAAGAAAGCUGCCAAAAAGAAGGGCUCAUCCUUCCAGACUGUUUCAGCUCUUUUCAGGGAGAACCUUGGGAAGCUCAUGACAAAUCUCAGGAGUACCCAUCCACAUUUUGUUAGAUGUCUCAUUCCAAAUGAAACUAAAACUCCAGGAAUUAUGGAACACCAUCUGGUUAUACACCAGCUCCGAUGUAAUGGUGUGCUGGAGGGAAUCAGAAUCUGCAGAAAAGGCUUUCCCAGUCGGAUUUUGUAUGGGGAUUUCAAGCAAAGGUACAAAGUAUUGAAUGCCAGCGUUAUCCCUGAUGGACAAUUCAUUGACAACAAGAAAGCUGCAGAGAAGCUCUUAGGAUCUAUAGAUGUGGAUCACACACAGUAUCGAUUUGGGCAUACAAAGGUGUUCUUCAAAGCAGGUCUUUUGGGUCUCCUAGAAGAAAUGAGGGAUGCGCGACUGGCCUCUCUCAUCACCAUUACUCAAGCCUUGUGUCGUGGCUUCCUCAGGAGAAAGGAAAUUCAGCAGAUGACAGAAAGGAGAGAGUCUGUUUACAGCAUUCAGUACAACAUUCGCUCCUUCAUGAAUGUCAAACACUGGCCUUGGAUGAAGCUUUACUUCAAGAUCAAACCACUCUUGAGAAGUGCUGAGACAGAGAAGGAAAUGGCCAUUAUGAAAGAAGAAUUUGCAAGAUGCAAAGAGGAUUUAGCUAAAGCCGAGGCUAAGAGAAAGGAGCUGGAAGCCAAAAUGGUUUCCCUGGUUCAGGAGAAGAAUGAUUUGUGUCUGCAGAUCCAAACUGAAGGCGAGAGCCUGGCAGAUGCAGAAGAAAGAUGUGACGGACUCAUAAAGAACAAGAUUGUGUUGGAAGCAAAAACCAAAGAACUGAGUGAACGACUGGAGGAUGAAGAAGAGCUGAAUGCUGAACUCACUGCUAAGAAGAGGAAGCUGGAGGAUGAAUGCUCUGAGCUGAAAAGGGAUAUUGAUGACUUAGAGCUCACCCUGGCCAAAGUUGAAAAGGAAAAGCAUGCCACUGAAAACAAGGUCCAAAAUUUGACUGAGGAGAUGUCUUCCCUGGAUGAUACCAUUGCCAAGUUAUCCAAGGAGAAGUCAGCCUUGCAGCAGUCACACCAGCAGACCCUUGAGGACCUCCAAGCCGAGGAAGACAAGGCCAACUCUCUGAGCAAAGCUAAAAUCAAGCUGGAGCAACAAGUUGAUGAUCUGGAGGAUUCUCUGGAACAAGAGAAAAAGAACCGCAUGGAUGUCGAAAGGAGCAAGAGGAAAAUAGAAGGCGAUCUCAAACUAGCCCAAGAAGCCAUAAUGGAUUUAGAAAAUGACCAACAGACGCUGCAGGAGCACCUAAAAAAGAAGGAUUUUCAAUUAAGCCAACUUACAUCCAAAAUCGAAGAUGAGCAGAGUGUAGCGGUACAGUCUCAUAAGAAGAUCAAGGAACUGCAGGCACGCAUUGAAGAGCUGGAAGAGGAGAUUGAAGCAGAGCAUGUUAUCCGAGCCAAGGUGGAGAAACAGCGGGGUGAACUCACACGGGAGCUUGAGGAGAUUAGCGAGAGGUUAGAGGAGUCCGGAGGGGCCACCGCAGCUCAGAUAGAAAUGAACAAGAAGCGAGAGGUGGAGUUUCAGAAACUGAGACGGGACCUCGAAGAGUCGACGCUCCAUCACGAGGCCAUAGCCGUCGCCUUGAGGAAGAAACACGCCGACAGUGUGGCCGAGCUGGGGGAGCACAUUGACAACCUGCAGCGGGUCAAACAAAAGCUGGAGAAGGAGAAGAGCGAGUACAAGAUGGAGGUUGAUGACAUGUCCGGCAACAUUGAGGCCGCAGUAAAAGCAAAGAUUCAUUAUGAGAAGCUGUGUCACUCCAUGGAGGACCAACUGAGUGAACACAAGGCAAAACAUGAUGAGGACUCUCGUUUGAUCACCGAAUUAAACGCACAAAGGGCAAGGCUGCAGAAUGAAAAUGGUGAGUUUUCUCGUCUUCUGGAGGAGAAAGAAGCAAUCCUUUCUCAGAUGUCAAGGGCUAAGCUUGCCUUCACCCAGCAAAUCGAGGAGCUCAAGAGACAAGUUGAGGAGGAAACAAAGGCUAAGAGUGCCAUGGCCCACGCUCUCCAAUCUGCACGUCAUGACUGUGAUCUGCUUAGGGAACAGUUUGAAGAAGAGCAGGAGGCCAAAGCUGAACUCCAGAGAGCAAUGUCUAAAGCCAACAGCGAGUUGGCACAAUGGAGAACCAAAUAUGAGACUGAUGCCAUUCAGCGCACUGAUGAGCUAGAAGAGGCAAAGAAAAAGCUCACUCAACGCUUGCAAGAUGCUGAAGAGGCUAUUGAGGCUGUGAAUGCCAAGUGUUCCUCAUUGGAGAAGACAAAGCAGAGGCUCCAAGGAGAAGUGGAAGACCUCAUGGCUGAAGUGGAAAGGGCCAAUGUGCAAGCAGCUCUCCUGGAUAAAAAGCAGAGAACCUUUGAUAAGAUUUUGUCCGAGUCAAGACAGAAGUAUGAAGAAAGUCAAAUUGAGCUGGAAGGCUCGCAUAAGGAAUGUCGUUCCCUCAGCACAGAGCUCUUCAAAAUCAAGAACUCUUAUGAAGAAGCUCUGGAUCACCUUGAUGUCCUCAAACGAGAGAAUACAAAUUUACAGCAGGAGAUCUCCGACCUCUCUGACCAACUUGGUGAGAAUGGUAAAGUCAUGCACGAGCUGGAGAAGACUAAACAACAUACAGAGUCUGAAAAGACAGAGAUCCAGACUGCUUUGGAGGAGGCUGAGGCUUCUCUGGAACAUGAAGAAUCCAAAAUACUUCGUAUCCAGCUUGAGCUCACUCAAGUCAAGGGGGAAGUCGGUCGAAGGCUUGCUGAGAAGGAUGAGGAAAUCGAACAGAUGAAACGCAACCACCUGCGCAUGGUGGACACCUUGCAGUCUGCAUUGGAUGCUGAAGUACGCAGCAAAAAUGAUGCCAUGCGAAUCAGAAAGAAGAUGGAGACUGACCUCAACGAACUGGAGAUGCAGUUGAGCCACUCUAACCGGCAAGCUUCUGAAGCCCAGAAGCAGUUGAAGAGCCUGCAAGCCCACCUCAAAGAGCAAACCCUUCUUCUAGAUAAUACACUGCGCAGUCAAGAGGACCUGAAGGAGCAGGUAACUUUGUUGGAGCGCAGGAACAUCUUGAUGCAGGCUGAAGUGGAAGAGCUGAGGGCAGCACUAGAACAAUCAGACAGAAGCCGCAAAUUAUCUGAGCAGGAACUGGCAGAUGCCUGUGAGAGAGCUGGUCUGCUGAACUCACAGAACACAAGUCUUCUCAACCACAAGAGGAAGGUGGAUGCAGAUGUCAGCCAGCUGCAGGGUGAGCUGGAGGAUACGAUCCAAGAGGCUCGCAAUGCUGACGAGAAAGCAAAAAAAGCGAUGACUGAUGCAGCUAUGAUGGCAGAGGAGCUAAAGAAGGAGCAGGACACCAGCAGCCACCUGGAGAGGAUGAAGAAGAACAUGGAGGUCUCGGUGAAGGACCUGCAGCACCGCCUCGAUGAAGCUGAGAGCAUUGCAUUGAAGGGGGGCAAGAAGCAGCUCCAGAAACUGGAGGCUCGGGUGCAUGAACUGGAGAGUGAAAUGGAGAGUGAACAGAGAAGAGCUGCAGAUGCUAUCAAGGGAAUUCGUAAAUAUGAGAGACGGAUCAGGGAGCUUACAUUCCAGACAGAAGAGGACAAGAAGAAUGUUUUGAGGCUGCAGGACCUUGUUGAUAAACUGCAACUUAAAGUUAAAGUAUACAAACGGCAAAAUGAAGAAGUGGAGGAGCAGGCCAAUGUUCAGCUUGCUAAAUUAAGGAAGGUCCAACAUGAACUGGAAGAGGCCCAGGAGCGAGCAGACAUUGCUGAGUCUCAGAUCAAUAAGAUGAGAAGCAAAAGCAGAGAAUUUGGAAGGGUUGCUGAAUCAGAAUAGAACUCAAAACUCAACUACACCCAGAAGAUCAUCGAUGCCAACUCUGCGCUCGAUAAAAAUGAAAAUUUCAAUUUAAUUUGAUGAAUUUCAACAACUGGUUUUGCUGUGAUACUGUAGUCGAAUAAAUCAGCAUAAUACAUUAAGUCUUGCUUAUCUCUUUCUGUAAAUAUACUGCCUAAAACCCAAAAGAUUUACAGCACUUCGUACCAUUUUUAAUACACUUCUGAUAUAUCUAUCCGAUUACAUCUUGAAUAUGUUUAAGGUGCUGUAGAACUGUACUGCAUCAUACUGAGAGCUCUUCCUGAUAUGUUUUACUCUUAUGCAGCUAUUUGAGGCAACCAAAAUUAGACGCAAUUCUCAUUAUGAUUACAGUACAGUUCUUCACCACUGCAAAUUAUAACAACAAUAAUGAACAUAUGUGCUUUUAAAUACAUCUCUCUGGCAGUG